CCCCCCAAUGCGGCGUGUUCCUCCCCUGACUCCUGUCGUCCUCAGCAGGACACCCAGGUGCAGCAGGGGGGCCGCAGUGGGACCAGCAUGGCAGAAAGGGGGUCUGGCCCUCAGAGGAAGCUGCUUUUGGGGACGGAGCCCAGCACAGAGCCCCUCUACUUUGAGGAUGAAGAGGAGUUUCCCGGGCUGAUGUCAGGAGGAGGAGGAGGAGUAAGUCCUCCCCGGGGUACCCCUGAAUGCGUCCCGCCCAAGCUCCCCAAGGGCCUGCUGGACAGUCUUCCAGAGGGCUCGCCCAUCAGCAUCGUGAAGACGCCCAUACCGAUCACCACCUCGGUGCCCAAGCGGGCCAAAAGCCAGAGGAAGAAGGCGCUGGCGGCCGCCCUGGCCACAGCCCAGGAGUACUCGGAGAUCAGCUGGGAGCAGAAGAAGCUGCAGGAGGCGCUGUCUAAAGCGGCGGGAAAGAAGAGCAAGACCCCAGUGCAGCUGGAUCUGGGAGACAUGCUGGCGGCCCUGGAGAAGCAGCAGCAGGCCAUGAAGGCUCGGCAGCUGACCAACACCAAGCCCCUGUCCUACACAGUCGGCACGCUGACUGGCCUCCCAGUCAAGGACAGCGGGGGCAAGUUCUCAGGUGCCAGUGCCAGGAACCAAGCCUGCACCUCGCCUCACAACAUCCUGGACUCCAGUGCCCCUCGGGUCAAGAGAGGCAAGGAGCGGGAGAUCCCCAAGGCAAAGAGGCCCACUGCACUGAAGAAGGUCAUCCUGAAGGAGCGGGAGGGGAAGAAGGGGAAGCCGCCUCUGGACUCUGACGUGGCAGGAGCAGAGGAAGAGGAAGAUGAUUCCUCGCUGUCCUUCACUGAGGAUCUGACCCAGGAGCACCUGACCCCAGACGAGCACAGUCUGAGCGUGCCCAGUGAGCCCUCGCUCUCCCCGGCCAGCCAGAACUCCCCGUACAGCAUCACGCCCGUGUCCCAAGGCUCGCCGGCCAGCUCCGGCGUAGGGAGUCCCCUCGCCGCCUCCACCAUCACCAAAAUCCACAGCCGGAGGUUCCGAGAGUGAGUCCCGUCCCAAGCUUUCGCUUCCCUGUGGGUGGUUCCGAUUCACUUUUGUCGUAACUUCUGUGCUGUUUUCUCUGGUGGGCAGAGGCACCCCGACGAUUCUCAGUACAAAUGAUUUGAGUAACAAGUUCCGC
Paramormyrops kingsleyae is the source of this 1189-nucleotide messenger RNA. Lineage: Eukaryota; Metazoa; Chordata; Actinopteri; Osteoglossiformes; Mormyridae. The record is from RefSeq and is a predicted model, not a curated record.